GCUGCAGACCCAAUGUCAGCCAUGCUUCUAGAAUCAUCUGUUCAUUGUCCACAGCAAGAAAAAAUGACAGGAUCUCUGGAGCUGGUGUCAUUUGCUGAUGUGGCUGUGGACUUCAGCUUGGAGGAGUGGCAGGACCUGGAUAUUGCUCAGAGGACCUUGUAUAGAAAUGUAAUGCUGGAGACGUACAGCAACCUGGUGUCCUUCGUGCCCUGUGUUCCUAAACCUGAAUUGAUUCUCAAGCUGGAACCAGGUGCAGAACUGUGGACAGAAGAUGCCUCAGACAAGAAUUUCACAGAUGUCCAAGAAAUGGAGGAUAUGACUAAGAUGUUCCAGGAAGGUCCAGAUAAAUGUCUGUGUGACGUAGCAGUCAAAAAUAGUAACACAGUGGAAGAAACAGAGAGAUUAGUUCAACACAUGAGCCAGAGCUGUUUAGGAGUAAUGGGAACUCUUUAGAGAUGAGGAUUGAGGAGCUCAUGGAGUGUCAGCACAUGCUUUGCUAUAGUGAGGCAGAUGAGAUGAAUGCUGCUGUAUAUAGGCCUGGUGUGUCUCCUGUAGGUAAAGAAUGCCUCAGCUAUUCAGACCAUUUAAUCAAAAUUAUGAGAGUCCAAGUGAGCUUCAGUACUUUGAAUACGGUGGGCAAGGGAAGGUAUUAAUCUCAGAGGACAUAUUCUUUAGAAACAUUUGGGUUUGUGUGGAAGAGCCCUCCUAUAACCAUAAUGAAUGUAGAGAAGACUAUAGUUUUAAGUCUGCUCUCCUUGCCCAAGAAAUACUUCAGGGAUGGAGGAAAACACUUGACUGUACUGUAUGUGGAAAACCAUUUUACUUAAGAUCUACAGUCAGUACACAUCGGAAAAUGUACACA
Molecule: messenger RNA, 862 nt
Organism: Perognathus longimembris pacificus (Pacific pocket mouse)
Lineage: Eukaryota; Metazoa; Chordata; Mammalia; Rodentia; Heteromyidae
Product: zinc finger protein 809-like
Exons: 1
Coding region: 13-453 (146 amino acids)
Biological process (GO): regulation of DNA-templated transcription
Source: RefSeq, a predicted model, not a curated record